CAGGUGAAUUCAGUAUGGCAUCAGAAAAGACCCCAAAAAAAGAUCUGCUGGAGGCUGAGGAACAGCAGCAAGCGAGCGCUGUCAAUCGGGUGACCAGCUUGCCCUUGCUCAACUCUGCAUUCAACCUGGUCUCAUCUGCCUACAACUACACCAAGGAGACGCAUCCUUACCUCAGCGGCGUCUGCAAUGUGGCUGAGACUGUGGCUGCUGUUGCUGUAGGUAGCGUGGUUGGGGGGGCACAGCCCAUCCUGAACCAACUUGAGCCACAGAUUGCACUUGUAAAUGAAUAUGCCUGUAAAGGACUGGAUCAACUGGAGGAGAACUUGCCUUUUCUUCAACAGCCAGCAGAUAAGGUGAUCUCAGACACCAAGCAGCUGGUUUCCACCAAAGUGACAUCUGCUGUGGGUGCUGCCUGUGAGGCAAGAGAAGCAAUGGCUGAUAAAGUGACUGAAGCUGUGGACCUCACUAAAAAUGUGGUUGGGGACAGUGUCAAGCUGACUAGGUCAAUGGUCGCCUCCACUGUUAACAGUGCUGUGGAGGCUGCCCAGGGUGCCAAGGACCUUGUGACAAACAAGGUGACUGAAGCUGUGGACCUCAGUAAACACAUUGUGGAGGACAGUGUUGGACUGACCAAGUCUACAGUUGCUUCUACUAUCGUCAAUGCUGUGGAGGCUGCCCAGGGUGCCAAGGACCUUGUGACAAACAAGGUGACUGAAGCCAUGGACCUCAGCAAACAUAUUGUGGAGGACAGUGUUGGACUGACCAAGUCUACGGUUGCUUCUACUAUUGUCAAUGCUGUGGAGGCUGCCCAGGGUGCCAAGGACCUUGUGACAAACAAGGUGACAGCAGCAGUGGAUCUCACUAAACACAUUGUGGAGGACAGUGUUGGACUGACCAAGUCUGCAGUUGCUUCUACUAUUACUGCUGCUGUGGAGGCUGCCCAGGGUGCCAAGGACCUUGUGACCAACACAGUGACUGAAGCUGUGGACCGAACCAAAGGGGCUGUCCAGGAUGGUGUGGAGAAAACCAAAUCAGUGGUCACUUCCACAGUCACUACAGCGCUGGAUGCUGCGUAUGGCACCAUAACUAGCAAAAUAAAUACAGCCUUAGAGCAGAGCAGAGGGGCUAUCCAGGAGGGUGUGGAGAAGACGAACUCAGUGGUGACCAACAGCAUAAGCAAAGCCAAAGCAGUGAGCCAGGCGGUGGCGGGUGGUGUGGAAUCUGUCCUGGGUCUGUCAGAAGAUCUGGUGGAUCACUACCUCCCAAUGACCGAGGAGGAACUAGGUAAACUGGCCACCACUGUCGAGGGAUUUGGUGUGGCUUCUGUGGAGGAGCAGAAACAGCAACAGAGGUACUUUGUGCGUCUGGGUUCCCUCUCUAACAAAGUCCGCCACCGAGCCUACCAGCACUCCCUGAACAAACUGCAGCGCAUUAAGCAAAGCACCCAGGAUACACUCUCACGGCUACAGCUGGCAAUAAAACUGAUUGAAUCUGUGAAACAAGAGGUUGGCCAGAAGCUUCUAGAUGGGCAGGAGAAGCUCCAUCAGCUGUGGGUGGACUGGAGCCUGACCCAACCCAAAGGAAACCAAGUUAAAACUGCCUCCCAACCAGAGGUAGAGUCACGGACUCUAGCUAUGCUGCGUAUCAUCACCCAGCAGCUACAACCUGUUUAUGAGAAUCUGAAAGCCAGCAUCCAAGGCCUUCCCAGCAACAUUCAAGAAGCUGUGUAUCAGGCCACUCGAAGUAUCCACAAGCUCCAUAGAUCUUUUUCCAGUGCUGUGUCUUUCCAGGACCUCUCUAGCACCACCCUGACCCAGAGCCAGGACCAUGUGGCAGAAGCCCGACGGUCCCUAGAUGACUUGUUUGAGCAUGUAACUCAGAACACCCCUCUAAACUGGCUUGUGGGUCCCUUCAGGGCAAUAGCUAAAGUGUCACAGGAUAGCAGAAAGCAGAAGAAAGAUACGGUGACUGAUAUAAAAUCACCUGUAUUGGAAAAAGCUACAUCAUCAAAGGAGGUGGCUGAAACACCCGAAGAACCAAAGGGAGCAAACAGGAUCGUGGGGGAAAGGUGUGAAGAGAAGCUGGAAGAGAAGGUGGAGAAAGACACGGAGGUGGCACUGGCUGCAAAGGAGAUAAAAACAGAUACACCAGAGGAAGAUCUGUGAAAAAUUCUAGCUCUUCUGGCCAAGGCUCUCUGGCUAGAACAGCACUUCAUAUUUUAAUCAUGUGUCCAACUGCCAGUUGUGCCACGAGUGCCUCUUGUGCUCUCCCUGGCCCAGGCUGAGUUUAUAGUAAGAAGUAGUUUGCAAGGAGACUUGAUAACUGAGGUGGGGUGAUUCCAUAUUUUGAUUUAGGUUUGUUUUUUUUUUUUAAAUCAUGCUGCUGCACUAAAAGGGAAGAUGGGAACCUGUACUUCAGCCUUUUAAGUCAGCCCAGCUGUAUGUGUGAACGGCUAAUUUUUGCUGAAGUUGUGAGACACAAGCGGUCUCAAAUUUAUUUUUAAUGUUGGCUUUGUUUUUAACCCAAGCUGCAGAGAUCUCGAGAGGAUGAUGUGCUUGACUUUUGAUACUGUUUCCCUCCUACAAAUUUAAAAAAAUACAUCUUGCAGACAGGACUUCCUUUCUCUUGCUCUGUUUCCGGGGGAGCUCAGCGCUGUGGCAGACCAGGAACAGCAGGGGCAAGAGGCUGCUUCUCAAAGAAACUUCUCAGACACUUUCUUUCCUAGAGGAACACUUAGCAAGGUGGGAUUUUCUUUUAAGCGUGCCAGUUUGCAGUGGGAUUAUCUUUCCUAGUCAUGUAAAUGACUUCAGGGGUCUUCCAUUUGUGUCUAAGUAACUCCACACACAAAACCUUUCCCAGUCAGGAAGAAGCUGGCAAAUGAGGCAGCUUUUGCCAGGAGUUACUCUGCCACACUGAUAGGAUAAUCUGGUAUUAAAAUGGGGGAGAUAUUUAGGUUAUUUGCCCAGCAAGCACUGCUUUGUA
Molecule: messenger RNA, 2982 nt
Organism: Athene cunicularia (burrowing owl)
Lineage: Eukaryota; Metazoa; Chordata; Aves; Strigiformes; Strigidae
Product: perilipin-3-like
Exons: 7
Coding region: 15-2165 (716 amino acids)
Biological process (GO): lipid storage; positive regulation of triglyceride storage
Cellular component (GO): lipid droplet; cytosol
Source: RefSeq, a predicted model, not a curated record